CGUCAGACUAGAGAAGACGUCUCUUUAGAGUGGGACAUCUUCUGCCGGUGUUCUGUGGUCUGAUUUCUCAUUGCAGAGUUUCCAUCAGGCCUUGCCCUCAUCCCGAAGUGUGUUCACAAGAGUCGCAGCCCUGCAUUUCAAACCAGAAGACGAGUAUUUCGCCAUGAACUCUGACAUGGAUGGUGACAUUGAAAACCAGGUGGAGUUAGAGGAGAAGACCAGACUUAUAAACCAGGUCCUUGAGUUGCAAAAUACUCUUGAGGAUCUCUCAGCUCGGGUGGACGCAGUAAAAGAAGAAAAUCUGAAGUUAAAAUCAGAGAAUCAGGUUCUUGGGCAGUACAUUGAGAACCUCAUGUCGGCAUCUAGCGUGUUUCAGACCACUGACUCCAAGAGCAAACGGAAGUAAGAGGGCAUCCUCUCUCCCAGAAUCCCUCGUGAAGACGCCAUCCCCACGCAGAUAAACCGUUGCUCAUUUAAACGUUUUUGUUCCUUAUGCCACUAAAAUUAUAAGUGUUUACAUUUAUUUUAUUUAUCAGUAUUAAUGUUCUUUAACGUUUCAUCUUCAAUUUUAUUAAACAUAUUACAUACUAAAUCAUUUCACAAAGAUAUUAACUUGUUAAACUAAAGGCCCGUUCACACCAAGCACGAUAACUAUAAAGAUAACGAUAAAGAUAUAGUUCUAAAAAUCGUUCUCAAUAUUAAAAGAUUAGCAGAGUCCACACUUCAACUAUAACGAUAAAGGCAU
Carassius auratus (goldfish) is the source of this 745-nucleotide messenger RNA. Its product is annotated as short coiled-coil protein B-like. NCBI's taxonomy places the organism in Eukaryota, Metazoa, Chordata, Actinopteri, Cypriniformes, Cyprinidae. Gene Ontology annotation, cellular component: trans-Golgi network. The coding region runs from base 164 to 406 and encodes 80 amino acids. The transcript has 4 exons. The record is from RefSeq and is a predicted model, not a curated record.